CUGUGUGAAAAAUUAAAUAUUAAUUGCGUUUUUUAGUGGUCUUUGCAUUUUAUACUACUUAAGAUAUAUUUGUUUUGUUAACUCAAAUAGUAAAAUGUUUUCUAAAGGCAAAAUUUCUUCAAACAAAGAAAAAUAUGAAAAAAACUUAAAACAGCGGUUAAAAAAAUUAUUUGCAAAUGAUUUAAUUGGAAAUCCUGAAGCAAAUUCAUCGACUAGUACGGUAGAAUCGGAGAUUUUGAAUGAAUACAGGCUGGAUAAAGAUUUUAAAUUGAAGGAGACUACUAUGAAAAAAAAAGUGAUAAAUAAAGAAAUUUUGAAUGGGAAAGAAAAUAGAAAAUCGAAAAUAAAACUGAAACCGAAAAAUCUUGAAAGCACUAAUAAUGCUAAUGAAAAUUCAAAAAAAGUAUUAAAUAAAAGAAAUAUUUUUGUGUCGAAGGAAGAAGAUGAUUGCAGUGGAAUAGAAAAAUGCGUACAAGGGCCUAUUGCCACUGGUUACGUAUUAAACACGUCACAAAAAAUGGUUAAAAAGAAAAGAAAAAUACAAGAAGACUUGAAAAAAAAAUUUGUUCCUGUAGAAACCAAAAAGCCGAAAUUACGUUCCCCAUGUGAAUCAAAUGUUUGUCAUGAAAAUGAACAUUCCAAAAGCAGCUUAAAACAAAUGCUUGAUACUAUUCAAAUAGGAGAAGAACGAAAAAAUAAAAAAAGUAGCAAGUGUGUUAAAAAUACAGAGUUCGAAGGCACAAAUACUAAGAAAGCAAAAAUAAAUAAACCAAAAAAUGAAUUUAAAGGAAAUCCAAGUAACGAAAAGAAGCGUGAUUUACAUUCAAAGGCUGGCGAAAACAUUCUCUUAAAAUCACAAAAACAAAGCAAAAAAGAACAUCAUCAUGUUGAAAGACCAAACAAAAAGCCGCAAAAAGAGAAAAAUUUAGGAAAUGGGGGUCAAAGCCUUGAUUCAAAGGAAAAAGACAAAUCAAAAUUUAAGAAAACUAAGAGUAAAAUGGAGCAAACAAAUAACGCAACAGAAAAAAAUAAUAAAACAACUUGUUACAAAAAUUCUACGAACAAAAAAAAUAAAAUGAAAAAACAAUAUAAUGGCGUUGUAAAGGAAAAUGGUUCAAAAUCUGGGAGAGAUAUUGAAAAUUCAAGUUUUGCUUCGAAUAAGAAACUGAAAAAUUUUUCCUUUAAUGAUACAUUCAGUGAGGAAGUAGUACAAGAUGAAUCGUUGUGUAGUUCCGAAUACGAUGAUUUUUCUUACUCAGAAGAGAGCUUCUUAAGCACGGAAGAAGAAACACUAGCCGAAUCAUUUUCUGAUUCCGAAUACGAUGAAGAGGAUACAUUUAGCGAUGAUUCCACGGAAUACGAGGAAAACUCUGACGAAGAAUUUAGGAAUAAAAUGAGGUAUAAUUUUGAUAGUGAGUCCAAUGAUGAGGAUUAUGAACUACCAGAAAGUGAAGAAGAUUUGUAUAUUCCUCAUGGUAUUGCCACAAAAUACGAUUUUGAUGAAAACUUGGAGGUGGAUUUUGAUAGUGAUAUAAGCGACCCCCAAAUUAUAGAGAUUCCUCAAGAGUCAGCCGACAUAAAGGAUAUUGAAAAUGAUACUGUACGUAAGGCGGAAAAGCCUAGUAUAUUUAACUCAAAAAAUAAAGUAGAAAUGAAUGGAGAUAGUGACAGUAGUUGCCCUCAAUUAGUUCCAAUCAAUUAUGGCGGAAUUCCAAACGGAAAUGGGGAAUGCAAUUUUUCCAGUAUUGAUGAAUCUGCAUCUGAAUCGACUCUUGAAGAGAUUUCAGAUUGCUGCAGCGAAUAUAGUGAAUUAACAAAAGGUUCUUUGUGUUCCAUAAAAACGGAAAAUCAUGUAAAAGAAAUGGCUUCUAAAAUGCUACCAGAAAUUUUUGAAUUGAAUAAUAGGAAUAUUGAAGAUGAAAACAUUUUUCUAGAUUUUAAUGAAACAAACUACUUUGUAAAGACUGAACCAUGUGUUGUGGAAAAUAUUUUAGCAAAUACUGAUGACCAUCGAUCCCCGAAUUCAAACAUCCACAUCGUUACAUCAUUUAAUGAAACUGAGCCAAAUGCAGAAUUCGCUAAUGAACCGAAUCCUAUUGAACAUUUUAAGUCAAAAUUUUACAAUGGAUUAGAUUCCAGACAAGUAGUGGUUUUAUUAAAAGAAAAAAUCCACCUUUAUGGAACAUUAAAACUUCAGUUACUUGCUGGAUCAGUUGAAAUUUUUGGUUAUAAGCCGUCCAUAAAUGAAUAUGUAUACUUAUAUUCUCCUAAAGGAUACAGUUUUUUAAACAUUAGGACAUGCAAAAGUAAUUCAAAUAUCGAUGUAAUGGAAUGUUUAAAGAAAUUCAAAGAUAAUUUGUUAAGUUCUGAAAUAACAGAAAUUUCAAAUAAUUUUGAUCCAAAAGUAGACGCUAUUUUGCUUUUAGAAAAAAAUUAUUCACUGAAAAGAAUUGAAUUUCUUGGAAAGAAUAUGAAAGAGAAUUUAUUUCCGAGCAUGAACCCAAUGCAAAUAGAUAGGCCGUACUAUACAAGUGAGUUUGUUUUACGUAGCAUUAUUAACAAUAAAAAUGAAAACGAAUUAAUAAUUGAUCCUAAAUGGGAAACAAUUAAUUUGGAGAAAACAACAAGGUUAAUGAUCAUUGGCGGUAAAUCCGUUGGGAAAUCUACUUUUUUGCGAUAUAUCGUAAAUAAAGAAAUAAAAAAACACAAAAAAAUUCUAUUAGUUGACUUAGACGUUGGGCAAUCUGAGGUUUUCAUUCCUCAAACAAUAAGUGCAACUAUUCUCAAUGGUCCACUUCUGGGGCCAGGCUAUUUUUUAAAUUUAAACCCGAAUAAAGCUUUUGUUUACGGAGAUGUGAAUGUAGUUUUAGCUCCUGAGAGAUACUUACAAAACAUUAAAGAUCUUUCAAAAUAUUGCCGAGAUACAGAUGAGUUUCAAAAUAUUCCGUGGGUUAUUAACACAAUGGGUUAUAACAAGGGAUUUGGAGGUGAAUUAAUUGCUGUUUUGUGCCAUUAUCUCAGACCAACAGAUAUUUUGCAAUUGCAAAGUGAAAACAUUGUUAAUAAUUUUGAUUUUUUAAUGGAAAAAGAAGUACUUGAAAGAAUUCCUCUGAACGUUUUCAAAAAAGAAAAUUUAUUACUAGAAACUUCCAGCGGAGAUUUGCAAUACUUAGAAAAAUUAAGAUUUGAAAUAACAAGUAUGAAGUCGGUUAAAAACCGAAGGAUUAACAAAAAUGAUAGUAAGAAACGCAUUUGGGAACUAUAUUCAAAAGAUAGUAGAUAUGCUAUGUUAAUAGUGAGGCUUGGAACUAUUUUAGGUGAAAAAUUUGACUGGCUAACGGAUGUUCACCCAGUGUGUUGCUGUAUAGAUGACAUAAAAUAUAAAUUUUUUAAUGAUAACAAUAUUUUGUCAGAAGAAGAAUUUUUGGAUAUUAUUAAUGCAAACCUUGUGUAUAUGUGCUGCCAAACAAAUGAAGACAGGUCUCUGGAAUGUUUUGGCAUUGGUAUAGUGCGAGGAAUUGACAGGCUUAACAGGAAAAUUUAUUUAGUAUCGUCUGUUUCAAAAGAAAAUUUAAAUCAUGUGAACUGUUUAGCAGUUUGUAGCAUGCCUUUGCCAAGUUCAAUAUAUUUAAAUCAAGGUCCAAAAAUCAAGGGAAAUGUUCCAUAUGCUUACAACACUAGUACAUUGAUAGGUUCCAAGCCAAUAAAAAAUUUCACUAGAUUGAAGCCUGUAUAAAAAAUCUGGGUGAUUUGAUUGUCAUCAUCAUGAAUAUGAAAUAUAUUAUUUUGAACUGUUUCAACUAAAUUUUGUCUGUGAUUAAUGUAAAAUACAA
This is a messenger RNA of Condylostylus longicornis, 3833 nucleotides long. RefSeq names its product polynucleotide 5'-hydroxyl-kinase NOL9. NCBI's taxonomy places the organism in Eukaryota, Metazoa, Arthropoda, Insecta, Diptera, Dolichopodidae. Gene Ontology annotation, biological process: cleavage in ITS2 between 5.8S rRNA and LSU-rRNA of tricistronic rRNA transcript (SSU-rRNA, 5.8S rRNA, LSU-rRNA). Gene Ontology annotation, molecular function: polynucleotide 5'-hydroxyl-kinase activity. Gene Ontology annotation, cellular component: nucleus. The record is from RefSeq and is a predicted model, not a curated record. The transcript is spliced from 5 exons. The coding region runs from base 95 to 3736 and encodes 1213 amino acids.